ACCACACAACAACAACCAAAAAAAAUCAGGAUAUCAAGUCGCGCCUCCUUGUCCCAUGGACCAUCUCCUUCGGCUGGAGGGUGGCCGGGAGCCUGAGACAUUGUGUCGGUCGCCCCAGAUAAUGAAUGACAAUAGAAUAUAAACGUUGAGGGAGAUCUCCUUCUGGAGGCAGUCAAGUAUCCCAGGCUGUGAUUCUGUAAAUUUCAAUUGCAGGCCGAUCCCGAUCGUCAAAAGAAGAGUUUAUUUUGAUAUCUGAGUUCUUGGAUUUUGUUAUAUGUUGAGAAUUUCUUCCUCAGUUUUGUUAGAUUUUUUUUUGUUUUUUGUUUCAAUUUUAUAUAGAAGAAAAAAGUGAUGGGCAUUGAUUGGGUUUUUUGAAAAUCUGGGAAAUUCCUUGAAUCCGACUUUGAGGAACUCUUGUCUGAUAAAAUUGCUAUAAGAAUUUUGGGAUUUCUUCAGUAUUUUUUGAUUCAAAAGUUUGAUUCGAUAACAUUGAGGAAGGGGAAAUAAAAGGGUGGGUGGAAAGGGAAAGGAAGAAAGAAAAUGGGGGUUAUGUCGAGGCGGGUGUUGCCUGCCUGUGCAAGUCUCUGUUGCUUUUGCCCUUCGCUUCGGGCACGGUCCCGACUACCGGUUAAACGCUACAAGAAGCUCCUAGCCAAUAUCCUCCCUCAGUUUCUGGAUGGAGAACCAAAUGAUAGGAUGAUUAGCAAGCUUUGUGAAUAUACUUCAAAAAAUCCAAUGCGGAUACCAAAGAUUACAAAGUGCUUAGAGCAAAGAUUUUAUAAAGAAUUGCGGAAUGAACACUUCUGUCUUGCAAAAGCUGUGCCGUGCAUAUAUAGGAGACUUUUAGCUUCAUUACCUUUGCCGGCAGGAUUAUUGAUUGUGUCAUUGUUUGCUCCUAGCUUAUUGGGCAUUGUACGAACACUUCUUGAUCAAACACAAGAAGAUGACAUGUGUAUUCUGGGUUGUCUUAUGCUUGUUGACUUUCUUAACAGUCAGGUGGAUGGCACUUACAUGGCCAACGUAGAAGGACUCAUACCCAAACUUUGUCAUCUUGGUCAAAAUGUAGGGAGAGAUGUUGGGGGACUCCGAGUGCGCUCUGCAGUGUUGCAAGCUCUUGCUUCUGUGGUGCAAUUCAUGGGCGAGUACUCCCAUAUCUCAACAGACUUUGAUGAUAUUGUCUCAGUAACCUUGGAAAAUUAUAAGGCUCAUCAAAUGGGCUCAGAAAAUCAUAAGCAAGAUUUGCAAUACAUUCAACCUCCGAAUCACUGCAUGGAAGAAGGUAUCAGAAUUGAAGAUGACGUUUCUUCCUUCCAGGAUUCCUGGAAGAAGGUUCUGUUAGUACAUAACAGUGUAAAAGUUGAACCGGGUACCACAGUGGAUAUUUCCAAAAGCCUUAUAUACUGGUCUAGAGUUUGCUUGCACAAUAUGGCCAAUCUUGCUAAGGAGGCAACUACUGUGAGGCGUGUUUUAGAACCCCUAUUUCGUAACUUCGACAGUGAAAAUUAUUGGUCUCCUGAGAAAGGAGUUGCUUGUUCUGUUUUAACUGAAAUGUGGGCUCUAUUGGAGAAGUCAGGACAAAACAGCCAUUUGCUAUUAUCUAUCAUAAUCAAGCACUUAGAUCACAAGAAUGUCGCCAAGCAGCCUCUUAUGCAGAUUAGUAUUGUCAAUGUGGUGACACAUCUUGCACGGCAUGCAAAGUCGCAGGCUUCAGUAGCUAUAAUUACUGCAAUCAGCGACUUGAUGAGACAUUUGCGCAAAUGCAUGCAAUGUUCAAUCGAAGCAUCAAACUUGGGUGUUGAUGUCGAUGACUGGAACUCUAUUCUUCAUUUUGCCUUAGAAGAGUGUCUUGUGCAACUGACAAACAAGGUAGGGGAUGUUGGACCUAUUCUUGAUAUGAUGGCUGUCGUGCUGGACAAUCUCUCUUCUACUGCUAUUGUUGCAAAAACUACAAUUUCUUCUGUUUAUCGUCUUGCACAGAUAAUAGCUUCUAUCCCUAACUUAUCAUAUCGCAAGAAGGCUUUUCCAGAAGCUUUAUUUCACCAGCUUCUCUUAGCAAUGGCACACCCAGACCAUGAAACAAGAGUUGGCUCCCAUCGUGUUUUUUCUGCCAUUCUUGGGCCCUCAAUUAUUUGUCCUUGGUUAAUUUCAUGUAUUCCAGUUACAUUGAAGGGAUAUGAUCCACAAGGUACACUUUUGGUAGCUCUCUCAGGUUUUUGUUCUUCAAGGGGUAUAUUGAAGAAGUUGGGGAAAGAAACUACUGUUAAGAAUGAACGCCUAGAAAAGAUGGGGAAGAUGAAUGCGGCAGUGGAACGUACACUGAAGGAUAGAUACCAACAGAUGAAUGCAGACAUAAGCCAGUGUACAGUUUACCCCUCCCAGAAUGAUCCUCAUAGCAUCAACUUCUCUCCCUCCCUUUCUCUGUCUAAUGGGAGAGCUGUUACUAAAACUAGACAAGAAGAGCCAACAUUUAUGAGAUUGAGAAAUCACCAAGUGGGUCUUCUGCUCUCAUCAAUAUGGGCUCAGGCAACAUCACAAUAUAAUAUGCCUGCAAAUUAUGAAGCAAUGGCACACAGUUACAACCUUGCUUUAUUAUUUUCUCAAUCGAAAAACUCUAGUCAUGUGGCUCUAGUUCGUGGUUUUCAGUUAGCAUUUUCACUGAGGAGGAUCUCCCUUGACCAUGAAAAUCGUUUGCAGCCAUCUCGCAGAAGGUCCCUAUGUACCUUGGCAUCAUCCAUGCUUCUAUUUUCAGCAAAGGCCUGUGAUCUUGCAGUCUUAGUUCCUUCCAUGAAGGCGACCAUCACAGAGAAAAUGGUCGAUCCUCAUCUUCAUCUGAUUGAUGAUAGCAGAUUGCAAGAAUCUCCUAUCAAUAAGGCAGUUUAUGGGUCUGAGGAAGAUGAAGUUGCUGCAUUGAAAUUCCUUGUAGUAAUAGAAAAUAAUGAUAAGCAACUAAAAGAGACUGUGAUAUCCCAUUUACUAAAGAAGUUUGAAAACUUGCCAGAGGAAAAGUUAAUGGACAUAAAAGAGCAGCUCUUACAGGAAUUCUCACCUGAUGAUGCCUUUCCACUUGGUGGUCCCUUGUUCAUGGAGACACCGCAUCCAUGUUCACCAUUCGAACAAUGGGAAUGCCAAUCUUUCGACAUGGUCAAUGAUGCUUCUGCACUUUCGGAUGAGGAAAAUCUACUUUUAGACACGUGCGGAAGUCAGUCAGAUAGGAAAACAUCAGAAUCCAUAAAUGCAUAUGAUGUUUUAAGUGUUAAUCAAUUGAUAGAAUCGGUUCUCGAAACAGCACGACAAGUUACUAUCGUACCAGUUACUUCCACCCCUGUGCCAUAUGACCAAAUGAAAAGACAGUGUGAAGCCCUUGUCAUGGGUAAGCAACAAAAGAUGUCAGUGCUUCAAAGUUUCAAGCACCAGCAAGAAGGAUCAAAGGACCUGAUAGAAGAGAAUGAGGUCAAUUCCUUGGAUAGUUACAAGUUAGUGCAUUAUCCCGAGGGAGAGACGAAAUCAAUUGGCAAGGAGCAAAUUUGGGGCGGUGAUUCAGCAUCUAGUGGGUCCAAGGAGUCCUUACGGUUACCACCUUCAAGUCCGUAUGACAAAUUUCUAAAAGCUGCUGGAUCUUGAAAAAAGAUCCAUAGCAUCGUACAUGUUGUAACUAGAUUCAGACAUUUUGAUGAUACAAUGUAUCAUAGAUCUGUUCUUUUGUUUCCUGUUCCCAGACUCCUUUUCUUUCUUUUUAUUCUUCUAGGAUAUAGGACUUUCCUAUUAGAACAGGUUGUUCAAAAGGAUCCCCUGUUCUUCCAUCAAAUAUUCUGCUUUUUCCUGGAUACUCGGGUUCAAAUACCCAUGGAUUUUUUGUUUGCUUACAGGCUUCAUAUAAUUCAGAAAACACUAGUUUUCUUGAAGCCUCUUGUUCAUAUCUCUCAUCAAAAGGUGCUAUUCUAUAAUGUUUCUUUAGCAGAUCCCCCGCUAAUCCGAGCGAGCAUUCAAAUAUCUGUCCCACAUUCAUUCGUGAGGGUACUCCUAAUGGGUUGAAGAUCAUAUCAACAGGUGUCCCAUCUUGCAAAUAGGGCAUAUCUUGUCUAGGCAAAAUUUUUGAAAUGAUACCUUUAUUCCCAUGUCUUCCGGCUACUUUAUCACCUACUUUGAUUUCACGUUUCUGUGAAAUAUAUACACGAAUCAUUUCUGGAUUAUAACUGGAACCCUCCUUUUUCUGAAUCCAUCUCACAUCAAUAACGCGACCCCUUCCACCUAUAGGUAGUUUUAGAGAAGUUUCUUUUGCAGUGGAGACCUGAAUGCCAAGUAUGACUCGUAAUAAUCUAUCCUCCGGGGAAUACGGACUUCUCAUGUGCAAAUUCCCAGCUGGAGAAGUCUAAAGUAGAAACUAGGCAUUAAGAGUAAUUUUAUUCUAUUUGAAUAUAGCAACAACAUUCAUGGAA
Messenger RNA from Phoenix dactylifera (date palm), 4436 nucleotides. RefSeq names its product protein SEMI-ROLLED LEAF 2-like. The record is from RefSeq and is a predicted model, not a curated record. Lineage: Eukaryota; Viridiplantae; Streptophyta; Magnoliopsida; Arecales; Arecaceae.